Messenger RNA from Penicillium samsonianum, 210 nucleotides. Its product is annotated as kinase domain protein. Bases 1 to 210 code for a protein of 69 amino acids. The record is from RefSeq and is a predicted model, not a curated record. Lineage: Eukaryota; Fungi; Ascomycota; Eurotiomycetes; Eurotiales; Aspergillaceae. The transcript has a single exon.
AUGUCUUUCCUAACACCGCAAAGCUGGCCAUGGCAGUCAACCAAAUACAUAACCUUGAAACCCACCAAUCUCGGAGACGAGGAAAAGAAAGCGACAGAAGAAGAGAUAACAGUUUCGCAGCAUAUCGCUGCCUUGCAUUCUGCUCACGAUAGCCUACGAUACGUUCAACUAGUCAAAGAGUCAUUCCAGGUGCAAGGACAUCUCGGAUAA